Molecule: messenger RNA, 579 nt
Organism: Penicillium alfredii
Lineage: Eukaryota; Fungi; Ascomycota; Eurotiomycetes; Eurotiales; Aspergillaceae
Exons: 3
Source: RefSeq, a predicted model, not a curated record
CUACCAAAAAUCGGGACUAUUCUUCGCAAGAACGAUGACGGCUCGUACGAACAAGGUCCUAUUCCGGGUCUAGGCGGUCCAUUCGAAACGGCUACCGAAUUCUUCAAGUUCGGUCUAUCAGAAGACCGCCUGAAAGAAGCAGCCGGUUCGCUGGCGGAUGAAUUAUUGUUAUCCACCUCUUUUUUUAAAUCGCUGGUCGGUAGUUCAGCUGGAAGGCUCUCCGAUGACAAUUACCAAUUGCUUGGUGUCAUCGACUGGGAAACAGCAUUUGCUGAGCCCUGGGAGAUAUCGGGCGAGUUUCCAUUGACCCUGUCUGUGGUUCCGCCUGAUAUGGAUGCGCCAUGGGACUACGAUGAAAGGGGCUUCCCGAAAGACAAAUUCGUGGACAGGGAAGACUAUAUUGCUAUGGUUAUUGAGAAGGAAAAAGAAAUUGGCUUGACUGAGGGAUAUCGUCUAUCAAUGGCGUUACAGGACUCCAGCCGACAAUAUCUGGCUACGGCGAUGAGGCUGUAUCAGAGAGGAAAGCCUGGAUGGUACUCAAAGGUCAUGGAAAGAAUCUCUAAGAUAGAUACAUGCUAG